AUGCAUGAUCUGUUGGACAAGGAAGAACUGAAGUGGAAGAAACAAUCCAAGGAGGUUUGGCUCAAAGAGGGAGAUAGAAAUAAGAAAUAUUUUCAUGCUUGUGCGAAUCAAAGGCGACGGUAUAAUUAUAUUGAAAGUGUUCAAGAUGAGCAGGGAAUUAGAUGGGAGUCUACCGAAGGCUGUCGAGUUACAAAUGAGAUGAAUGAUAUGUUGGACCGAGAUUUCACAAAGGAAGAAAUUUUUGCUGCUCUACAACAAAUGUCACCCCAUAAAGCCCCGGGUCAAGAUGGCUAUAUGGCAGGAUUUUAUCAAGAAAAUUGGGAGGUGGGUGAUGAGGUUAUUGCUAAUAGAUUAAAAGUAGUUUUGCCCCAUUUGAUCUCCCCGAACCAAAGUGCUUUUAUCUCAGGGCAGUUGAUAACAUACAAUAUGUUGGCAGCAUAUGAGACUUUACAUACUAUGCACACUCGUAUGUGGGGUAAAGAGGGGUUCAUGGCAAUCAAGCUAUACAUGAGUAAAGCUUAUGACAGGGUGGAGUGGUGUUUUUUGGAGGCCGUUAUGAGGCGUUUGAGCUUUACAGAAAAAUGGAUCAAUAUUAUAAUGAUGUGUGUUAGGUCUAUUAGCUAUGCGAAUCUUGUUAAUGGUAAUCCGGUGGGUCAUAUCUAUCCAUCUAGGGAAUUACGACAAGGGGACCCAGUCUCCCCUUAUUUAUUUAUGAUUUGUGCUGAAGCAUUGAGCUCUCUUUUGUCAAGGGCAGAUCAAAAAGGAAAUAUUCGGGGGGUGCCUACCUCGAAAAAAGGUCAUCGUCUUAACCAUCUUUUCUUUGCAGAUGAUAGCUUAUUGUUUUGUAGAGCUGGUAAGUGUCAUUGGAAUAGAUUGACAAAGCUAUUGAAAAGUUAUGAGGAUGCGUCGGGGCAAAAGUUGAAUAAAGAGAAGACUGAUGUAUUUUUUAGGAGAAACACUUCGAAUGUGAGCAAACAGAAGAUUCUUGAUAUCUCUGGUAUUCCCCUUUCGCAAAGGUUUGAUACCUAUUUGGGUUUGCCUGCUCUGGUAGGAAAAUCAAGAACAGCUGCUUUUAAAAAUAUUAAGGAUAGGGUGUGGAAGCGACUGCAAGAUUGGAAACUGAAAUUUUUGUCUCAGGCUAGGAAAGAGAGCUUGAUUUAG
Messenger RNA from Corylus avellana, 1161 nucleotides. Lineage: Eukaryota; Viridiplantae; Streptophyta; Magnoliopsida; Fagales; Betulaceae. The record is from RefSeq and is a predicted model, not a curated record.